Molecule: messenger RNA, 803 nt
Organism: Aureobasidium uvarum
Lineage: Eukaryota; Fungi; Ascomycota; Dothideomycetes; Dothideales; Saccotheciaceae
Source: the annotation of a GenBank genome assembly
GGCUUCGCAAGCUUGUGGAAAGCCGCAAUGAUGCCAAAGAGUUCGGUGCAGAACAUGCACCUCUUGACAUAGGGAUUGUCAUGGCAAAGACUCGACCUGAAAAUGUCAAUUGGCUACUGGAACUUCAUCAGAACUUGCCAUUUCGGCCUUUCAUCUACUCUGUAGAUUCGUCUGUCGAGCCUGGUUGUCUGGCCCCACGCUCAAGAAGAGGCAGAGAAACUGCAGCGUAUCUGUCUUACAUAAUCGACAACUAUGAUUCAUUACCAGAAUAUUCUAUAUUCAUCCACGCCAAAGAUGAGCAAUGGCACAACGAUGUUCUUGGACAAAAGGCACCCGAUACGAUCAAGGCCCUUCGCUUUCAACACAUCAACGCCACUGGUUUCGUCAACCUACGCUGCACAUUGUUUCCUGGAUGUCCACUCGGGCUAAACCCUCUGGAUCCUACUGAGCAGGAUAUCCGCAACAAAGAUACGAGAGCUUUCUUCGCCGAUAUAUACAUGGAGCUUUUCGACGUCACGCGCGAGAAGGUACCAAAGCAUAUUGGCAAUGUCUGCUGUGCACAAUUUGCUGUCACCAGAUCUCGCAUCGUGCGGCGGCCAAAGUCAGAUUACGAGAGGAUGCUCAGAUGGACUGAGCUGACUCAACAAGCUGACUUUGCAGUGGGCUGGGUGUUUGAGAAGCUGUGGGAUAUCAUUUUUGGAAUGGACGCUAUAAAUUGUCCUGACUAUGAGCAGUGUCGCUGUGAUUUAUAUGGAUGGUGCGGACCCUUAUCAUCAGGGAAAGUUCUGAUACCUAACUUUACU